Rhodotorula toruloides NP11 is the source of this 1182-nucleotide messenger RNA. RefSeq lists its product as uncharacterized. The transcript has 5 exons. Lineage: Eukaryota; Fungi; Basidiomycota; Microbotryomycetes; Sporidiobolales; Sporidiobolaceae. The coding region runs from base 1 to 1182 and encodes 393 amino acids. The record is from RefSeq and is a predicted model, not a curated record.
AUGCAAACGAGACUGCUGCUACCAGCCCUGACUGCCGUUCUCCUGACAAGCGCCACGACAGCUCUCGCUCAGGCGUCAAACUCCUCCUCUCGCCCAGCUUCGCUUGCCUCGGCCUCUUCCUCCACCGCCAAUGCACCCGCGCCGACUUCUACAGGCGUCAAGACGACCAUAUCGCUACCGCCACUGUACGAGUGCGAGUUUGCAACCUGGACCUACACCGCACCCGUCGGGCCCAAGUACCUCGGCAUCUACGUGACCGGGACGCAGAACUUCCUCGAGACGUACAGCCUUCCCUCGGUCUACGACGAACGGCAGAAUGGAACGUUCUCCUGGAAAGUGGACUUGCCUGCGGGUCUGUCGGUCGCAGCGAUGUUUUACGUCGUCGCGGACGGCGCGUCGGGCACGAAUGGAGCUCAGGCGUCGACGCCGGAUGCUGUCAUCAACGCAGGCUCGAGCGGGGCAGAUUGCCUGGGCACGAACGACCCCGCUUCACAAGCGCAAAUCUACAGCCUCGCUUCGUCGCUUGACCCGAGCUUCUCGGCGACAAAGUCGAACUCUUCCCCAACUUCCGCUGCUAGCGAAGGAGGCGGAGGUGGCGGAGCGAACAUCGGUGCCAUCGUCGGAGGCGUCGUUGGCGGCAUCGUCGGAAUCGCCUUGAUCGCGCUCCUCCUCAUCUAUCUCAAGAGGAAGCACGAUGCGCAGGCCGGCGACGCCUAUUCGCUCUACUCGGGACGCAGCGAGAAGCGCGGGUCGUUCCACCAGCCUCGCUACGGCGAAGGACCCGCUUCAACAGGCGGUCUGACGGCUCCUCCGCCUGGCACGUACUACGCGACCGACGACCAAGGCAACCUGCACCUCGUCAUGGGCUACCCGCCGAACGAAGGCGAGCCGGCUUACGUCCCGCCGCCUCCCGAGCCUGCCAUGUCGGAAGCUCCUCUCAGUCCCGCUCCUUUGCGCACUGCGCCCGUCGGGACCCUUCCCGAGCCUAUGGACGAAUCGGCGCCGCCGAAGACGACGACUCCAGCUGGCGCACCUGUUUCUCCUUUCCGCGGCGCGACUCCUCCUGCCUCUCCCACACCAACUUCGCACCCGUUCACUCCCGUCACCGAACGCAACGGCUUCCUCGCGCAUCAAGGUCUCGACGACCCGUCGACCUUCUCGCCAGCUCGUUCGCAGCACUAG